Messenger RNA from Fusarium pseudograminearum CS3096, 1833 nucleotides. RefSeq lists its product as uncharacterized. The transcript is spliced from 4 exons. Lineage: Eukaryota; Fungi; Ascomycota; Sordariomycetes; Hypocreales; Nectriaceae. Bases 1 to 1833 code for a protein of 610 amino acids. Gene Ontology annotation, biological process: DNA-templated transcription; regulation of DNA-templated transcription. The record is from RefSeq and is a predicted model, not a curated record. Gene Ontology annotation, molecular function: DNA binding; zinc ion binding; DNA-binding transcription factor activity, RNA polymerase II-specific.
AUGGUGCUGAUAAGAUACAAGAUUCAAUGUAUAAGGACUAACCCCAACUUACCAUGCGAAUGGUGCUCUGACCACAACCUGGAGUGUGUCCUCCGGCGAGAAGCACAGAGAAAGAAACCAGACGACAUCUCCUCUAUCUUGAAUCAUGUACAAGCUCUCACCCGUAGAGUCACGGAACUUGAAAACACUGUUGAUCAACUCCGUUCAUACUUAAAUGUUACUACACCAGCAUUUCACAGUCAAAACACUCCUUUAUCCUUGCCCGGAACGGUCAAUACGACACAGAUAACUCCCCUCUCGCCACAGCCUCAUCAUGCUGGGAGCGCAGCCCAACACCGUGUUUUUCUCGGCCAACACUGGUACUUUAAAGGAGUACCACUGUUCUCCGAGAAAGGUAUUGAUUGGAUGUCAUCCAAGAUUGGUCAGAGGCCAGCCUUGGGGAAGUUCCGUCUUUUCGGUUCAUACUCUUCGCCGCCCAGUCUUUUCCAACCACGCGUUGAACUACCCGAUCGAGAUGUAGUGCAUGAAGUGCUCGAUGCUUGGCUCUCUUCAGACUGGCAAUGUCUGUACCCAGUCCUUGACUCGUCCCUUGUGGUGGGGACUAUAGAAGCGGCAUAUACGCUGCUACCGAACCAAGAGACCAUUCACAGGCAGAGGACGGCUGAGGCUUGCCUUCUGGCGGCGUUGGCCAUUUACUCACUCAUGACCGAACAUGAAAUGCCGGAAUUGCUCGAGGGUGAUGCGUAUGCCAAUACCGCACACAGUUAUCUGGCCCAGGUAUCUGACGCUAGCAACUUUGAGACACUAGAAACAGUACUGAUGCUGGAAAUCUACAAGACCUUAUCAGGCCAAUGGGAAGAUGCUUCUACACUUCAUUCUUUGGCUUGUCGUAUUGUCUAUGAACUGAAAGGUCACUGCUUCAACGCCGCCUUUGCAGAUCAACCGUCAGAACAACAUCAACGGAAGCACAUCCGAGAUUUGUUCUGGUUGUGCUAUAUCUUUGAUAAAGAUCUUUCUGUUCGCUUUGGCCGACCCCCUCUUCUUCCCAGUAAUUACUGUGACUUGACAUUGCCAGAAGGGUUGGAUAAAAUAUACGACAAUCAGUCUCACAAUGACCAAGAAGCCUUUGUUCAUUUUCCCCAAGACCUUCAACUCACUCAGAUAAAGGAAAACCUAUGUCUGUUCCUAUGUUCUCUCGACAACCCAAAUCUAGCUGACAGCACAAUCCUGUUCCAUUUACGUCAGCUGGAUAUCGAUCUCGAGUCAUGGCGUUUGAGGAUCCCGGCAGACUUCCGGCCCAAGUUGUCAGUACUGACUGAUCAACCAUUCCAGCCGAAAAUGUCUCGCCUCCAACGCCGAAGAUACAUUCACCUACAGCUGGAAUACAAUUACAUGACAAUUAUUAUUCAUACAGCCGUACGGAGAUGUGGCGCGGCUUAUGCCAUGACGGAAAGUCUGCCUGAUGAUUUGCAUAGCGUCUAUCACUCGAGUAGCGAUCUGUCCCUGGAAGCCAGCCGUACAACCUUGCAGAUCUUCAAAGACCAAGACAUGUUACUGCAACAAGACGCCUUCGGGCAUGUCGCUUUCUACCCGCCCAUAGCAGCCUUGGCACUGUUUCUCAACAUUUUGAUCCACCCUCUCGACAAAGAGGCCCGGAUGGACUUGGAUAUUCUAUCUUCAUCCAUCACAGUCUUUCAAAACUCAUCGUCAGCAAAGAUGACAGAAUUGGAUAUUGACAGUGUGCAAGAAUUAGGCCACUUCAUCUCAGAUUUGGUACACCUCGGCGAAAGCACCAUACAAAAGGCAAAAACAGAAAAACAAGGCAGAGAGUAA